Molecule: messenger RNA, 1757 nt
Organism: Amoebophrya sp. A120
Lineage: Eukaryota; Dinophyceae; Syndiniales; Amoebophryaceae
Source: the annotation of a GenBank genome assembly
AGAACAUCAUCCCCGAGUGCCUGUUCUUGAAGAAAAGCCAGGUGGUCAGCACUUUUACUUUCCCUUCCACGCGCUCUUCGUUCUAUUUUAAAUGGCUGGUGGUCUCGAAUUCUGGAAUGUAGUUGUUUGCAGUUGAUUAAUGAGGAAGCUCGGGUUCUUGUUUGACACGUUCCGAAACCGAGGGAUCGACCACGCGAGCCACAGUGGAUAGUCGACCACGCGAUGCUCCAGUCGUUGCUUAGGCAGCGCGGAGCUGCGGCGACCGGGUGUUCCGCUGCUAGCAGCCUGACGGGAGCAAGUAGUGGACUAGCCAAAAAUCCAAAAGCGGCACUGGUGUUUCUGCAACAACCAGGAAAUGUUAACAUCCUUCCGGGGACACUACAACGCGGAAGCCGAGCCUCUCAAAACCUAGUGCCAUCUUCCUUUUGCACACGAACAGCCACUCGGUCACUCUUCACAGCCUCGAGCGCUCGGCUGAGCAACGUCGGACCGGUCUUCUCGGUGCCCCCGCUGCCUCCACCCGAGUUUGAAAAGGAUGGCUCGCCAAGAAGGUGAUUGUGUGCUCGUGACAGUAUGUUGGAUCGCACAAUGUUUUCCGCGGCACGGGUAGUUUGCAUGUUGUUCAUGUUCGACGUGCCAUAUCGCCCCCUGUUGCGUUUUUUCCGUGGGAGGCGAAAACCGAAGCCGAAAUUUUGAUCAGGUACCCACUUCAUCAAGCUGUGUACAACCACGGCUACCACUGGGAGCACUGGGGCAUGAAGAAGGAGGGCCUGUUCCACAGCGUCUACUGGGGUGAUUUGGCCGUAGACUACGAGGCCUACCAAGCCUGGCUGCAGAGUUUGCCGUUAUGGGUGGGUCUACCGGGAAUCUUCCUCUGGUUCAUGAUCUGCAUCUCCAUGUUUCUGCACGCCGGGUCCAUCGGAAUCAAACCCAAGCGGUAAGAGAAAGAACAAGAAGUAUCGUCUUCCGUGCGGCAUGACAUGUGAGAAGAAAAGGCGCAACAUCAUACUUACAAUUCGGUUCAUUUUAGUUUUUCUCUUUCCAUUCGUGUCGGUUCGAGAAGACGAAACAGCUAAUGUCGCAUGUGCACGAAACAACCAUACAGCUUCACCGUGGAUUGGGUGAUGGCAGCAAAGGAACGCGAACGUUGCGAGAACAGCAAUCCGGUGACGAGAUACCUCGACCGCAGGGUGUCAGAACGCGGAUGGCAUAUUGUCUUGGGUACUUCUACUUACUACACGUUAAGGCAGUCGGUUGUGUGCAGCUGUUUUUCUUCCUGUGAGCUGUAGGUUGUUGCAUCUUGUUGUUCCAGAACGGAUCUGUGCCACGGCUGCCUGGGGAAAAAAUUCCAAAAAUUAUCACAAAAAUUGAGGCGAUUACCUGCCGCAUCAUCGGUACUUCCUGUGGAUGAAUAACGCGUACGAUCACGAGUGGCGAGAGGCCCGGGGCUUGCCAGACCUCACAGAAGAGGGAGCAGUUUGGACGUACCUAAACCCCAAUAAAAUCGCAAAGGACGACGACGGAGAAGACGGCGACGAAUAGAAGAGUCGCUCUUGUGACGCCGCGUUCUAAUUAUUUGAUAUUUCGUCUCUUUGCGUUUGCGAUGGAUCUUCAUUUUGUUCCUGCAGAGCAGUUGCGCGGCCGUACUGGUACGUAGCACUAGUGGCUGCGUGUGGUGAAAUAAUAAUUGCGUGCUGUCCUCUCCUUUGUACAUACGAACCACCUGCACUACUUUGUAAAAGCUUAUAGAAAAAUUC